AUGAUAGCAGCUAUCAAAAGGGUAGGAAAGGUUAACGUUGGUCACACAAUUCGUCCCAUUUCUUGGGAACAACAAAAACACGUCCUUUUAAAGUCAUUGUCAUUUAAUUUACUUUUAGGAGGUGUUGAGAAGUUUCAAGAAGAAGUAGAUCAGCUAUCUCACCAACUGGACGAGGAGUUGGUAACCGAUGCAAGAAUACUUGCUGUCGAACGCCUCCGUGGAUUGAUUUGCCACGUUUCAGGAAUUGGUUUGAUAACCAUCCGUGCCGAGCUUUUGGAAGAGGUUAUCCCUGACGAGCAUUGCGAUCUCAGAGUAAAAGUGGUGUUUGGCCUUCUUUGUUGCCAUGAUUUUCCAAGAGAUCGUAUAUUACUUUUAUCGAACAUUCCUAAAAUAUGGAUCCUGUCGUCUUCUUUGGAUGAACGUUUGGAGCAAUUAGGAUAUGAUAUUUCUCCAAAGCAAAUUGCUGUUGAAAAGCAUGCUCCGUGGAUACAGAAUCUUAUGGCAAUGGUUGAUGAGUUGGUCGAUGAUGCCGGUGAGAUGAUCAGUCGUCCAAAUGUUUCCUUUCCUUUGGCAAAUGAGAUCAAAGCUCCUGGAAGACCUAAGCACGCCAAAAGAAAAACUGCUCUCCCAAAGGACUUUGUCCGUCACAAGCACAGACAUCUCCUAAAAGAUAUUACAAGAAGGCAUUAUAGAUGUGAUGAAGGAACUCUUAGAGGAGAAGCCUCUAAAAAAAACCAUUUCCGAUGGCAUUACACCAUGUACAUGCGUGCCACUGGACAACAAUCAAAGUUAAGCCUCAUGUACAUCGGUCCUGGCCUGAGUUUUAGAAAACACAAUUGCACCCCGUCUGUCUUUAAUUUUAACGUUAUAUAUAGGGCACAGGCGCAAGUAUUACUGCUUGCAAACGAAUUGAAAAAAAAAUGGUUAUUAUUUCUUGGAGUACAAAAUUUCUGCGUUAAGAAGCAAUCUGAUAAAGAUAAUUUGAGACGAAUUGAUUAUAUUUCGCUUAAAAAAAAUAAGAUAAAACCAAGUGUUCGUAAUACGGUCUCUUCCAUCAAGAAUAAUCUUAUUUUCAGUCCAAUUGGCAACGGGCAAAGGUUUGGAAAUCAGUGUCGCCUGAACUUUUUUUCAUCCUCGUUCUCAAAGAGCAAAGCAUUUAGUAUAUUUUUAAAACUAUAA
Molecule: messenger RNA, 1179 nt
Organism: Phycomyces blakesleeanus NRRL 1555(-)
Lineage: Eukaryota; Fungi; Mucoromycota; Mucoromycetes; Mucorales; Phycomycetaceae
Exons: 9
Coding region: 1-1179 (392 amino acids)
Source: RefSeq, a predicted model, not a curated record